Molecule: messenger RNA, 696 nt
Organism: Exophiala bonariae
Lineage: Eukaryota; Fungi; Ascomycota; Eurotiomycetes; Chaetothyriales; Herpotrichiellaceae
Exons: 3
Coding region: 1-696 (231 amino acids)
Source: RefSeq, a predicted model, not a curated record
AUGCUCAGUUUCGUCAAAGUCUUCAUCUUUCUAAUGCUUAGCCCAUUUAUUACUUUAGGCCUCUGUGCCACCUAUUCCCUUGCGCAUAUCAAUAUUAACUAUCCGCUGGGUCAAUGGGACUUCACAGAGGCCCAGCAGGAAAAUGGUAGCUUUUGCGGUGGUGGUGUCUCGACAGAACCAAGUCCAUGGCUAGCCCAAAAUCCUUUCAUCUCCUUAUCAGGUGAUGCGGGCGAAUUCGUCGCCAUUCGCUUUGCCUAUUCCAAUAGCAACACGAAUGGUUCGGAUCAAUUUGUGAGCACCAUAAAUGAUGCAGGGGACUUCAAUACAACUUUGGUCGCAAAUGCUACGAUUCCCGACUCUGGUAAUCUAUGUGUGAACGCCACGCUGCCACCUCUGGCAAUUGGAGGUAUAGGGAUCAUCUAUGUCGCAGCCAUUAAUCCGGAGACUGGGGCGAAUGGAUCCUCUUGUGCGACGAUCGAGUACAUUCCCGAGUCGGUAGAAGGCCAAACCAACACUGCUCCGGGGAAUGCUCGGAGGAAGAGAUCGACGCAGCCAGGGACCAGUGCACCGCAGAAUACGAGUCCAGUAACCCAGAUGCUCAAUGCGAUUGUCAUUGCCAUGGCUCAGAAGGUACUAAUUAGUCAAUCGUCUCUUCUGGUCUUGACUGUCAAACAUGCUAAUCUGGAAAAUCUCUAG